Microcebus murinus (gray mouse lemur) is the source of this 1026-nucleotide messenger RNA. It is a transcript of the gene NOSIP, whose product is annotated as nitric oxide synthase interacting protein. Lineage: Eukaryota; Metazoa; Chordata; Mammalia; Primates; Cheirogaleidae. Gene Ontology annotation, molecular function: ubiquitin protein ligase activity. The record is from RefSeq and is a predicted model, not a curated record. Gene Ontology annotation, cellular component: nucleus.
CGGAAAGGGAAAACAGUGCUGUGUUCCGGUCUAGAGGUACAGUUGAAGAAGCGACUAAGGAACGAGGAGUCGUUUGUGAGGAUGACACGGCACGGCAAGAACUGCACUGCAGGAGCCGUCUACACCUACCAUGAGAAGAAGAAGGACACAGCGGCCUCAGGCUAUGGGACCCAGAACAUCCGACUGAGCCGGGAUGCUGUGAAGGACUUUGACUGCUGUUGCCUGUCGCUGCAGCCCUGCCACGAUCCUGUUGUCACCCCGGAUGGCUACCUGUACGAGCGCGAGGCGAUCCUCGAGUACAUUCUGCACCAGAAGAAGGAGAUUGCCCGGCAGUUGAAGGCCUACGAGAAGCAGCGGGGCGCCCGGCGCGAGGAGCAGAAGGAGCUGCAGCGGGCGGCGGCGCAGGACCACGUGCGCGGCUUCCUGGAGAAGGAGGCGGCCAUCGUCAGCCGGCCCCUCAACCCCUUCACGGCCAAGGCCGCCUCCGGGACCGGCCCAGACGAUGCCCAGCCAGGGCCCAGCGCGGGUCCCCCAAGCAAGGACAAGGACAAAGUGCUGCCCAGCUUCUGGAUCCCUUCACUGACUCCUGAGGCCAAGGCCACCAAGCUGGAGAAACCAUCCCGCACUGUGACCUGCCCCAUGUCCGGGAAGCCACUGCGCAUGUCAGACCUGACCCCCGUGCGCUUCACGCCGCUCGACAGCUCCGUGGACCGCGUUGGGCUCAUCACGCGCAGCGAGCGCUACGUGUGCGCCGUGACCCGAGACAGCCUGAGCAACGCCACGCCCUGUGCUGUUCUGCGGCCCUCUGGGGCCGUGGUCACCCUCGAGUGUGUGGAGAAGCUGAUUCGGAAGGACAUGGUGGACCCAGUGACUGGCGACAAGCUCACAGAUCGGGACAUCAUUGUUCUGCAGCGGGGCGGCACCGGCUUCGCGGGCUCUGGAGUGAAGCUGCAGGCCGAGAAGUCCCGGCCAGUGAUGCAGGCCUGAGUGUGCGGGGCACCAAAUAAAUGGGCUUGGGAGCGCGUG